Messenger RNA from Thunnus maccoyii (southern bluefin tuna), 968 nucleotides. It is a transcript of the gene iqcc, whose product is annotated as IQ motif containing C. Bases 68 to 742 code for a protein of 224 amino acids. Gene Ontology annotation, molecular function: protein binding. The record is from RefSeq and is a predicted model, not a curated record. NCBI's taxonomy places the organism in Eukaryota, Metazoa, Chordata, Actinopteri, Scombriformes, Scombridae. The transcript has 5 exons.
GUGACACCGGAACCAAAUCAAAAGUUCGAGUUCAUCUCCCGCUCUCCGGAGUAGCGUUACCAUAGCAAUGGACAGGAGCAAAUGGGAGAAGAUACUCACCUAUUUUCAGGCAUAUGCACGUGGAUAUCUGGUGAGAAAAGAAGUCUAUCGUGCACGAGAAGACUUUGAAGAUAUCGUGAACGAGAUUGAUGGAGGCUUGGCCCACUUAAAGUGGAGAGAAACAGUCAUCUCCAUUCCCCACUUCACAGACACUGAUGGCCCAUUUCUACGACCCAGCAGCUGCGCCAGUGAACGCUCAGAUCCAGGACUAGAUGGCAGUGCCAGUUCCCAGAGCCCAGCAGCGGCGGCAGCAGCUCCCGUAUCUGAGGAGAGAGAGGAGCAUCUUCAUCACCUUCCACAGAAGACUGAAGCUGAGAGAGAUGACUCACAAACCAAAAGCCCAACCUCCCUUUCCAUAGACUGUUGUAAAGAGAAUAGAGAGGGACAGAAAGUAAACACUGUUGGGUUGAUGGAGAGCACAGGAGACUCCACCACCAUCUGGAGCAGUUUAGAGCUGGACAUGAACUACAGUCACUCUCACAAAGGUCCCCAGCAGUACUGCUUGGCCCAGGAGGUGCCACGUACCCCAGAGGCCCUGCGUCUCCAUAGAAACACCCUGACCAUGGAGCUGCUCUGGCUCCAACAGGCCAUUGACAGCAGGAAAAAGUACUUGUCACUGAAGGACAGGCUGAGUGCAUCCUGACAGCAGAUGUUAUCUGAACCAGGACCGACGGCCUGACUGCGGUCAGUCAACUGAACUCUCUGUAAUGGAAUCCAUUUAAGAUAUGAGGACAUACAACUGCACGGAAAAUAAAUUGCUUUAGAGUAGUAUUUAUAAUGUGUUUGACAGAAUAUGAAGAGUUAAUAAACAUGUACACUGUGUGUUAUUUGUUAAUGUAAAAAAUGAAUAAAUUUUAUUUUUCUAUAAA